Molecule: messenger RNA, 3548 nt
Organism: Choloepus didactylus (southern two-toed sloth)
Lineage: Eukaryota; Metazoa; Chordata; Mammalia; Pilosa; Megalonychidae
Gene: NTN4
Product: netrin 4
Exons: 10
Coding region: 353-2239 (628 amino acids)
Biological process (GO): cell migration; substrate adhesion-dependent cell spreading; basement membrane assembly
Cellular component (GO): laminin trimer
Molecular function (GO): protein binding
Source: RefSeq, a predicted model, not a curated record
CUGGGAAGUGAAAGGUCUCGCAAAGUUCAGCGGCUGCUGCGGGCGCCGAGCCUCGGGCCAGCGGCAGAGGACUCACCCGGCCGGGCCGGCGAUGGUUCCCGGGCUCCCGCCGCCCCCGAGGUGCCCGGGCCCCUGUAAGCCGGUGCCCGAGGGUCACCCCGCCGCCCGGCGCGGCCCCGGACCGCGGUUCCCCGCCGCCGGCGCCCGCUGACCGAGCCUGGCGCCCCAGAAGGAGGAAGAAAUAAAGAACCCCGUUUCCUCCCGACGACUGUUGGCGCUCCGUCCCAAAGCCGAGAGGUCUGGGCUCCCUCCCGCAGUCGCCCGGCCCGGCUCCUCCGGGCUCCUCCCGGCCAUGGGGAGCUGCGCGCGGCUGCUGCUGUUCUGGGGCUGCUCCGCGGUGGCCGCAGGAUUGGCUGGAGUAGCUGGAGUGAGUUCCCGCUGUGACAAAGCCUGUAACCCUCGGAUGGGAAAUUUGGCUUUAGGGAGAAAACUCUGGGCAGACACCACCUGUGGUCAGAACGCCACCGAACUGUUCUGCUUCUACAGUGAGAACACUGAUCUGACAUGUAGGCAGCCCAAAUGUGACAAAUGUAAUGCUGCCCAUUCUCACCUGACUCACCUACCAUCUGCCAUGGCAGACUCAUCCUUCAGAUUUCCUCGCACAUGGUGGCAGUCUGCUGAGGAUGUUCACAGAGAAAAGAUCCAGUUAGACCUGGAAGCAGAAUUCUAUUUCACUCACCUAAUUAUGGUGUUCAAGUCUCCCAGGCCUGCAGCCAUGAUCCUGGAUCGGUCCCAGGACUUUGGGAAAACAUGGAAGCCCUAUAAGUACUUUGCAACUAACUGCUCAGCAACAUUUGGCCUGGAAGAUGAUGUGGUCAAGAAGGGAGCUAUUUGCACUUCUAGAUACUCCAAUCCUUUUCCAUGCACUGGAGGAGAGGUUAUUUUUAGAGCUUUGUCACCUCCAUAUGAUGCAGAGAACCCCUACAGUGCCAAAGUUCAGGAGCAGCUGAAGAUUACCAACCUUCGUGUGCAGCUCCUGAAACGACAGCCUUGUCCCUGUCAGGGAAACGAUCUGAAUGCUAAGCCGCAGCAUUUUACGCACUAUGCAGUCUAUGAUUUCAUUGUCAAGGGCAGCUGCUUCUGUAACGGCCACGCUGAUCAAUGUGUACCUGUUGAUGGCUUCAGACCUGCCAAGGCACCAGGAGCAUUUCACAUGGUCCAUGGAAAAUGUAUGUGUAAGCACAACACAGCAGGCACCCACUGCCAACACUGCGCACCAUUAUACAAUGACCACCCCUGGGAGGCAGCUGAUGGCAAAACUGGGGCUCCUAAAGAGUGCAGAACCUGCAAGUGCAACGGGCAUGCUGAUGCUUGCCAUUUUGACCUUAACGUCUGGGAGGCAUCAGGGAAUCGUAGUGGUGGCGUCUGCAAGGACUGUCAACACAACACGGAAGGUCAACACUGCCAGCGGUGCAAGCCAGGCUUCUACCGGGACCUCCGGAGACCUUUUUCUGCUCCAGAUGCCUGCAAGGUGUGUUCCUGCCAUCCAGUUGGAUCAGCUGUCCUUCCUUUCGGCUCAGUGAUCUUCUGUGACCCCAGUAAUGGUGACUGCCCUUGCAAGCCUGGGGUGGCAGGGCCACAUUGUGACAGGUGCAUGGUAGGAUACUGGGGCUUUGGAGACUAUGGUUGCAGACCCUGUGACUGUGCUGGAAACUGUGACCCUCUCACAGGAGAUUGCAUCAGCAGCAGUGCAGACAUAGACUGGUAUCAUGAAAUUCCUGACUUCCAUUCCAUGCACAAUAACAGUGAACCAACCUGGGAGUGGGAGGAUGAGCAAGGAUUUUCUGCACUUCGACAUUCAGGUAAAUGUGAAUGUAAAGAACAGGUGUUAGGAAACUCCAAGGCAUUCUGUGGAAUGAAAUAUUCUUAUGUGCUAAAAAUAAAGAUUUUAUCAGCUCAUGAUAAAGGCUCUCAUGCUGAGGUCAAUGUGAAGAUAAAAAAGGUCUUAAAAUCUACCAAACUGAAGAUUUUACGAGGAAAGCGAACAUUAUAUCCAGAAUCAUGGACUAACAGAGGCUGCACUUGUCCAAUCCUCAAUCCUGGUUUGGAGUACCUUGUAGCAGGACAUGAGGAUGUAAGAACAGGCAAACUAGUUGUCAAUAUGAAAAGUUUUGUCCAGCACUGGAAACCAUCUCUUGGAAGAAAAGUCAUGGAUAUUUUAAAAAGAAAGUGCAAGUAGCAAUAAAGGUGUAUAGCACAUAAUGGCUCUUCUCUAUGUGCAAAACACAAACUAAAUGGAAAGGAGACCUUGAAAAUGAAACUGGAUUUUUUUAAGUGCCAAAAUGUACAAAAACAUUUCAGGGCAUGGGCAUUGCUAACCUAUCUGUUCUGGGCCCAUGUUUAAGUACAGUUUUGUUCCAGAAAGAGGAAAGAAAAACCCUUUGCUGAUACCUGUUUUUUAUGGGACUGAUUCUGAAAUUCAUAACUAUGAAGAGUAUUUUUAAUAACAACCUGAUAUUUAGCAGUAAUUCAUCAAGGGCAAUCCAUCUAACAAGGAUCCCCCACCUUCAGAUAUGCUACUUACCACUGAUGUUACUUAAAGUAAUUAAUGAGAUUUUAAGAAAUCCCCAACCCUACUAUCAGCAAAGGUGUUUCUUAGAAAGAGCCUUCUUUUGCGUAUUGUAUAUGAACUUUGGUCUGUGGGGGUGUUAAAUGGAACCUUUCCACAUGUAUAUAGUAUUUCCUUGUAUAAAGCACUUUAUUACCUACCACUUGUUUGGAGACUGUUGUAGACAGAAAGUAAAGAAAGAGUGUGUAAGAAAACCUCCUAAAACAAGCACUGCCAUUACAUGUGGACAAAAGUGACUACAUAAAGCAAGUUGAACUAUUUAACUCUGAACACUUGGAGAAAAAUAUGUGAAGACACAACCUUAAAGGAAAACAUGUUUGCAUGAAGUCUUAGCUUCAGACUAGAGGUUAGAGUCCACUGAUAUUGGCCAUGAUGAAACUUCUUUAAAAACUAAAUAAGAAGAGACUUUAAAAUAAGAGAAAGGAAUCAUAAGUGUAGGAGUACACUUGGAUAAAGCAGAAAUACUUUACAUUUUUAAAAAGCUCACUUAUUUGUAAUGCACUUAUAUAUACUUCAAAAGUUAUUGUAGACACAGAAUUUAUUUUAUUUUUGUGUUUGGUAUUUAAAUCUGAACAUCAAAAUGGUUUUCUUCCCUGUCUUUAUUAACAGUAUAUGCUCAUCAUAUUUAGCCAUUUUUUAACACAAUGUGUGUGAUAGUUUACCAAAUUAUAGUUUUUCAUUAUUAUUCAUCUUACAUACCCAUGCAUACCCAUUCUACAUCCAGUUUCUGCUGUACUUGAAUAUACAAAACAUGAACCACAGUGCCAUAAGAUUAAUGUCACACAUAAAACAUGUAUUUCCCUGAGGUCCUGUGGACUUGCAAAAAAAAAAAAAAUAUAUAUAUAUAUAUAUAUGUUUUGUUAAUUUGUUUUUAUAUUUCUUAUAUGUAAUAAAGGAAUAUGAUCUGCUUUAUGUCUCA